Molecule: messenger RNA, 4251 nt
Organism: Felis catus (domestic cat)
Lineage: Eukaryota; Metazoa; Chordata; Mammalia; Carnivora; Felidae
Gene: AFAP1L1
Product: actin filament associated protein 1 like 1
Exons: 19
Coding region: 129-2462 (777 amino acids)
Cellular component (GO): cytosol
Molecular function (GO): SH3 domain binding
Source: RefSeq, a predicted model, not a curated record
CCUGUCUGGGGGAGGGGACGCGCGGAGGGCGCUCCCGCGGGGCCGGGCUGGAGAGCGCAGCGCUGGCCGCCGCCAGCCCGGCCGGAGCCGCUGCGCCCUGCUCCGCGCGCCCGGGGACGGCCGGCGCCAUGGACCGAGCCCGGGCCCUGGAGCAGCUGCUCCCCGAGCUCACGGGACUGCUCAGCCUCCUGGACCACGAGGACCUGAGCGACACUGCCCUGGAGAAGAAGAUGGCUGUGGCCUCCAUCCUGCAGAGCCUGCAGCCCCUCCCAGCCAAAGAAGUCUCCUGCCUGUAUGUGAACACAGCGGACCUCCACUCCGGGCCCAGCUUCGUGGAGUCCCUCUUUGAAGAGUUCGACUGUGACCUGAGUGACCUCCAGGACCUGCCAGAGGAUGACGGGGAGCCCUGCAAAGGAGCCAGCCCUGAGCCAGCCAAGAGCCCAUCUCUGAGACAUGCAGCCGACCUGCCUCCACCGCUUCCCAACAGGCCCCCACCUGAGGACUACUAUGAAGAGGCCCUUCCCCUGGGACCGGGCAAGUCCCCUGAGUACAUCAGCUCCCACAGUGCUGCUCCCUCUACCAACCCCACAGAUGGCUGCAGCCCAGCCCACUCCAUCAUGGACGGCUACUACGAGGAUGCAGACAGCAGCUACCCUGCGACCAGGAUGAAUGGGGAGCUAAAGAACUCCUACAACGACUCUGACGCGAUGAGCAGCUCCUACGAAUCCUACGACGAGGAGGAGGAGGAAGGGAAAGGGCCACAGCCCACGCACCAGUGGCCCUCGGAGGAGGCCUCCAUGCACCUGGUGAGGGACUGCAGGAUAUGUGCCUUCCUGCUGCGGAAAAAGCGCUUCGGGCAAUGGGCCAAGCAGCUGACCGUCAUCAAGGAGGACCAGCUCCUGUGCUACAAAAGCUCCAAGGACCGGCAGCCGCAUCUGAGGCUGGCGCUGGAUAUCUGCAGCGUCAUCUACGUGCCCAAGGACAGCCGGCACAAGAGGCAUGAGCUGCGCUUCUCCCAGGGGGCUACCGAGGUGCUGGUGCUGGCACUACAGAGCCGGGAGCAAGCUGAGGAGUGGCUCAAGGUCAUCCGAGAGGUGAGCAGGCCUGCCGGGGGCACAGAGGGGGCAGACAUGCCCAGAUCCCCAGUCCUCGUGUGCAAACUGGACCUAGACAAGAGACUGUCUCAAGAGAAGCAGACCUCAGACUCGGACAGCCUGGGCAUGGGUGAUAACUGUUCCACUCUGGGCCGCCGGGAGGCCUGCGACCACGGCAAAGGGAAGAAGAGCAGUCUGGCAGAGCUGAAGGGUUCAAUGAGCAGGGCUGCAGGCCGCAAGAUCACCCGCAUCAUCAGCUUCUCCAAGAAGAAGCCGCUGGCUGAUGGCCUACAGACAUCCUGCCCCGACCAGGAGGUCCCGUGCUGUGGCUACCUGAACGUGUUGGUGAACCAAGGCUGGAGGGAACGCUGGUGUCGUCUGAAAUGCAACACCUUGUACUUCCACAAGGACCACACAGACCUGCGGACCCAUGUGAAUGCCAUUACUCUCCAUGGCUGUGAGGUGGCCCCAGGCUUUGGGCCCAGACAUCCAUUUGCCUUCAGGAUUCUGCGCAACCGACAAGAGGUCGCCAUCUUGGAGGCAAACUGCUCAGAGGACAUGGGCCGCUGGCUUGGGCUGUUGCUGGCGGAGAUGGGCUCCAAAGUCACCCCCGAGGCGCUGCACUAUGACUACGUGGACGUGGAGACCUUAACCAGCAUCGUCAGCGCAGGGCGCAACUCCUUCCUGUAUGCAAGAUCCUGCCAGGAUCAGUGGCCUGAACCCCGUGUGUAUGAUGAUGUUCCUUAUGAAAAGAUACAGGACGAGGAGCCCAAGCGUCCCACUGGGGCCCAGGUGAAGCGCCAUGCCUCCUCCUGCAGUGAGAAGUCCCAUCGCGUGGAUCCGCAGGUCAAAGUCAAGCGCCAUGCCUCCAGUGCCAAUCAAUACAAGUACGGUAAGAACCGAGCUGAGGAAGAUGCCCGGAGGUACCUGGUAGAAAAAGAGAGGCUGGAAAAAGAGAAGGAGACAAUCCGGACAGAGCUGAUGGCACUGAGGCAGGAGAAGAGGGAGCUGAAGGAAGCCAUUCGGAACAACCCAGGAGCGAAGUUGAAGGACCUGGAGGAGGCCGUGGCCACCCUGGAAGCUGAGUGUCGGGCGAAGGAGGAGCUACGGAUUGACCUGGAGCUGCGGCUGGUGGCCGUGAAGGAACGCCUGCAGCAGUCCCUGGCGGGGGGCCCGGCCCUGGGGCUCUCUGUGAGCGGCAAGACCAAGAGUGGGGAAACUGCACAUAAAGCCCAGAACAGUGCCUCAGAGCAACCUCUCCCUGUCAACUGUAUUUCUGAGCUGAGGAAGAGAAGCCCAUCCAUCGUAACCUCUAACCAAGGAAGGGUGCUACAAAAAGCCAAGGAAUGGGAAAUGAAGAAGACCUAGAAAGAGGGUGAAGAUUUCAUUCCUAAGGAAAUACGAGAUUGCAUUGGAAACACUUUUUUCACCAGGAGAUACCAAAAGACUCGAAGUAGCCCCCACUCUCCAGGGCACCCAAAAGACCAGCGUUUAUCGUCUACAUGAUUCUAGGGGAUAUGGGGAGGGAAGAAGUAGAAGGGAAGAGGGACACGUAGAGUGUCCUUAUAACUUCACAGAGGGUGGAAAACGGGUGGAGGGAGACAGAAAUCCGCAUGGUUGCACAGGUGUUGUGAAACAUCUUUGCCCUCUCUUCCGAAGAAGGAACGAAAGCACACGUGAGUAAGUCCCAUUCUCAGCAUCCCAUUCCCAGGCUUCAGGGCAAAGGAAGACAGUGCUGAAGCCGGUGGCACAGCACAGAGACAAGACUUGAUCAACUGAUCACACUUGGGCCUACUGGAUUCAUGCUGGGCAUUGCCGACAACCACUGGACCACAUAAAUAGGCCGAACUAUCAAUAGAAUUUCCCUGCCUACGUAAAGGUGGACGAAAGCUAUAGACGACAUGCAAAUUCUGCAGUCAGCCCUUUUGUGCCUUACAACCAGGCAGAUGCAGCUACCAGAACCCCACAGUGGAGUGGUUUUCAUAUUAGAGAUCGGAGAUGCAGCAGGCAAGGGGAGGUUCAUGCAGCUGACUUGUUUUGGGCUCUUAGCGAGAGUGAUGGGAACAUUGGUUUCUAACGUCCCCAGGAUGCUGCAGGCGUUGUAGGGUGGGGCCAUUUGUGGUCAGUCAAGUCCUUUACCUACUUCCUGUGAGCAAUGGUUAGAAAUCCAAGUGAUGCUCUUUAUGUCUUUAUCCUUAUUUUGUACUUGGAGGCUCUCCCCGGUCUGCCCUUCCUUAUCUGUUUAUCAAGUAAAAUCAUCAGGGGGAAUCAGAGGACAGUGGCUCACUUCUGCCAUAGUGCCUUUUACUUACACUUGAUACUUUUAUGGGGAAGCAAGGACCUCAAGUCUGGGGCAGUCUCCUUGCUGUGCCACUCGCUACUUUCUCAACACUAUAGGCGCUAUUGAGGUCUUUGCAUUUCCUUCCAAAAACAGGUAAGACCAGUUAACUGUUAAGAGCUCCAAGUUUAGCUCAAGGAGAGAGAAGGGAAAUCCCAGAACAGCCUUUGGACACUUUGAUGGAGGUCUCACACACUUUACCCUACCUAGGGCUUUACAAACGUGUGCCUUAUCCAAACUUUACCACCCUUGGAGACAGCCAGGAGCCCGAAUAGGGAAAAUAACUCUGACCAAAAUCAUCCAGCUGGCCAGUGGCAAAGCAUAAGGCUUAGGGCUUAUGAGCCUGGAUCUACACAGGGUUGGGUUUGAGCCCUGCCUCUGCCACUGACCAGCUGGUGACUCUGGGAAAGUCACUCGCCCUCUCUGAUUCUUGUUUUCUUUACCUGUGAAACCCAGUUAAUGGUUCUAUUUUCCUCCCAAGACUAUUGGGGAGAUUCAAUGAGAUAAUACAUGGGAAGCAUUUUGCAUACUGUCUGAGAAACAAGAAAUCCUCAGUCAAUAAUGGCUUUCAUUAUUAGCUAGAUAACAAAUGUCUGACUAAAAAUUCUGCGUUCUUUCUACUGAAGAAAUGAUGUGUAUAUGGUUAUUACAGCCACCAAAAAGCUAAAAGGCAACUAACUAAUCCAUAACGGACAGUUUGCAUCCAGAUUCCACUUAAAUAUCUUCAACGAGAAAGGAGCUCACAUCAUCUGGAUUGUUAAUGUUCUUUUUUUAAAUGUGGAUCCUGGAAUGACACCAAAUACUCCAAUUACAUCCUCA